UUUGUGUGCAGACAAGAGACCUGGUUUCAAAUGCCAGCCCGAGCAUCUUCGGGCUCAUUAAUAAUGGAGGCCUCUGUCAGGGCCAGCUUCGCUCGCUUUGUUUCCACCGCAGACGAAAGGGGACAUGGACCUUUCUGUUUUGCCCAAUAACAACCAUCCUGACAAAUUCCUGCAGCUUGACGUGAAGUCUUUAAUGAGGAACUCGACCCUUCUGCAGGCUAGCCUCGCGAGAUUUCCCGGUGGAAAUUUUCCUGCUCCACAGCACUGGCAAAACCUUGUCUACUCCCAGGGAGAAAAGAGCAUCUCUCCUCAACGGGCUAAGGGAUUUGGUGGGGAGAAUGCAGUCCUUCCUGACAGUCCCCCACGGUCCAUGUCUUCAGUCAUGAAGAAUAACCCAUUAUAUGGUGAGAUGGGCAUCGAGGAAGCUAGGGAAGAAAGAAAGAAGAGUCCUUCGUGGACCAUCGAAGAAUAUGACAAGCAUUCUGCGCACACGAAUCUCUGCGGACAUCUGAAGGAAAACCCCAAUGAUCUGCGCUUUUGGUUGGGGGAUACGUACACUCCAGGCUUUGACACUUUGCUGAAAAAGAAGAGGAAACGCAACAAGCGAUCGAAAUUAUGUCACUUUGGCAUGAUUCUGCUCCUUGUGGUCUCCAUCUUGGUUACCAUAGUGACCCUCACCACUUUAUUGGUCUGAGGAAAUUGCAAAUCCUUCUUUAAAGCUCUAAAACGCCUUUUCGACCUUCGCAGGAAAAUCUGUCCGUGCAUUGUGAAUGUGUGCGUCUGUGUCGCUAGCCCUGUGACCAAACACCCCGUUGUCCUUUAGAAGGUGAGCAUUGCUUGUGUUUUGCUGGCCUCCCUGCUUCGUUCUGUGAAGCCUGUGUGUGAGUCCAGUCUGGGUUUUCUCCUUUGUGAAGCCGGUUUUCCAGAGUGGGGUACAAGUCACCAGUGGGCAAGGCACUGGUGACACUCCAGGAAUGCUGUCACUCUGAGGACUCAUUUGAAUGACAAUGAGGACAGAAUAGAUUAUCAGAGGAGGGAGUUGGCUUAAGGACUCCAGAGGACAGGGAAGUAGCUUUUCCCUCAAAGUCAUUUCUCCGGUGUGGAUACCUGGGAACAAGUGCACCACCUCCUACUCCCAGAACCUCUUCCCUAAAGCCCCCACUGCCACGCCUAACGCUAUUUAGUGUGUAAAUCAAGGUUUUCCUUCUUCCCAAGAGUGCUCUUGGAUAACGCCUUAUUCUCUCGCUUUAUCGCUCUUAAAGAGACUUGAAGUAAAGUAUAUAAAAAUGAAGGUUUACUGGAUAAUAAAUUAUUGUGUACAAA
Messenger RNA from Alexandromys fortis (reed vole), 1323 nucleotides. RefSeq names its product membrane integral NOTCH2 associated receptor 2 (gene Minar2). Lineage: Eukaryota; Metazoa; Chordata; Mammalia; Rodentia; Cricetidae. The transcript has 3 exons. The coding region runs from base 125 to 694 and encodes 189 amino acids. The record is from RefSeq and is a predicted model, not a curated record.